AGACUCCGGAAACACGUUUUUACUGUGCGUAGUGUUUGGAGAGCAACGUAGAAGUACCGAGGCACGAGGAGAUGGAACUUGUUCUUUUACUCCCGGUCUGGUUAUUGUUUUCCUGCCUCAGUAAUUUGACUGAGGCGAACUUAAAGCAUUCUCCGAGGAUGAUAUUCUCAGACACAGCGAAAAUAUUGAGUUUACCGGAACACCAAGCACCUGUACAGAUUCUACUGGACAACCAGAAGGACACUGCCAUAGCUGUUGGACAAGCACACGUCAUUUUCCCCAACUUUCAAGACUGUACAAAUAAAGAAGAAAAGGUGCUGUGGCAGGAAUGCAAGGACUGCAACUAUAACAUCACUGUUGUACAAUGGAGGGAAAAGGCCAACCACCUGUUUGUGUGCGGAACCAAUGGCAGGCUGUCUCAGUGCUGUGACUUGAAUGUAACACAGCCGUUAUCCACCUGUUUUCUUCCUGAUGAACUGAGAUUUAUAAGUGAUAACAUAGAGGAAAGUGUGAUAAAGGAAGGCGAACAGGCUGCCCUUGUGGAAUCUGGGCAAAAAGCGGAUCUGUACAUCACACAAUCUGGGUCUCAAGAACAUGCCGGCCUUUACAAGUUUGGUGAAAAAACAGUUAGACCAGUAAAGUGUAACAAAGAUGAGCACUAUGUGGGUUUGGUGGUCAGCAAAGGGAGAGAAGAUCGCUUGCAGGACAAAGUGUAUGCCUUCUAUAAGCAGAAAAACACUGACACUAGCACGUAUAGCGAUAUGUGGCUCCCUUUUGUGACCCGAGUAUGCAUGUCAGAUCGUGGUGGUCCCAAGAACAGGCUGCAGUAUAAGUGGACUUCCCAGCUGAAUGCUAAGCUCUUCUGUGGAAACAAUGACACCAAACAGCAUUUCUCUGAGCUGGUGGAUACGGCCACUGUCCAUGCAGACCACUGGCAGGAUACCAAGAUCUAUGCACUGUUCAGAAAUGAAUGGGGAAUGAGUGCGGUGUGUGUCUACACGAUUCGAGACAUAGACAAGGUCUUCGCAAAAUCCACAUUUAAAAACUUCAGGACAGAAGGCGACACGUCAAUGCGAAGAGAGUGUGUCGCUGAUAGCACUAGUCAGAUUUCCAGUGAAAUCCUUACGAUGAUUGAGCGGACUACAGAGAUGGAUGACUGGGUUCUGCCUGUGAAAAACUCCGGCCCAAUUCUCUUCAGCCACCACAACUACACCCACAUCUACGCAGACAAGUGGAACAAUGACUUCACGGUUUUGUUUCUGUCUCUGAGUAACGGAGCAAUUCAUAAGGUGACGCAUAAUGAAAGUGACACCUUUAUCACCGCCGAGUAUAAACCCUUCAAAGAAAAGACCCACAUCGUUGGCAUGCUCUUACACCCACAGUCUGGAAAGCUGUAUGUGAGCACCAGACGUGAACUGGCCCAGCUGGAUGUGGCAAACUGUGACCAAUAUGGAAACACCACAAUGGACUGUUCAUUAUCCAGAGAUCCUUACUGUCACUGGAACGGCAAACACUGCACCAAGGCAACUGGGAUUCAACAGGCUGAAACCAGCAGGAACACCGGUGUUCACCCUGCUCAUCGGGGAAAAGAAUUUAGAAAUGCCAAUGAGGAGUCACAAGACGAUGAGAUUGUGAUCAAACUUCGAAACCAGUCCAAGUUUUUCCUGAAGUGCCCGGUGUCCUCCCGUCAUGCCCAGUAUACCUGGGUCCACACUGGCGGCAACACAUCCUGCAGCUCCAAGAACGAGCAGUGCCUCCUUCUGAUUGACAGCAUGGAUCGCAACCUGGAGGGAACACACAAAUGUAUAUCAGAGGAGAUGGGUGACACAAAAAUCCUGGCAACGUACCGACUGCAGCUGGAAAACAGAGCUGUGGGACAGCAAGCAAGCCUGAUGCUCUGGGUCUGUUUAGUGUUUGUCCUGAUUAACAGUUGGUUCCAUUUGUAAAUGACAUGGUACGGCACGAUAAUAUAGAGUUGCGGCCUGUGUGUGAGAGUGCAUACUCUAGCAGUGGCUUGUAUCAUAAUGCUAUUAAUGUAAGUUAGAAUUAUUUAACACAGAUAUUCCUCUGCAUUUGGUACAUAGUGUAUCAACACAUCAGUGUUAAUACACUAUUCAUUCAAGUGCACGGCCCAAUUUUACUGAAAGCAGAAUUUAAGCUUUGAUCAAAAGAAGCUUUAAAGGAAUAGAAAACAUGUGUGAAAGCUCAAGUAUUCUUCUUUUAGCACAACAUAUCAGGAGUUGAAGAUUCAUUGCACUUUGUGUGUGUGUGUGUGUGUGUGUACUUGUACAGCUAUCUUUCCGAGAACCAGUUUAAGUUUUAUACCAUCAGAUUGAGGACAUUUGUGCAAAGUGAGGAAAUUUUGGCCAGUCAUCAAUUUUUGGCUUCAUCUUUUGACUGUUUUGAAGGUUAAACCUCAGUUUUAGGGUAAAGGUCACAAUUAGGCUAUGGUUAUGGUUAUGGUUAGGGCUAGGCAUUUAGCGGAGAUGGUUAGCGUUAGGGUAAGGGGCUAGGAAAUGCAUUAUGCCAAUGAGUACCCUCACAAAGAUGGCCAUACAAGAAUGUGUGCGUGUGUAUCCACAAUCCAAUAAUGAUGUGGAUUUUUUUAAGGUUUAAGUUGAAUUUUAACAGUGGUUUUGUAUGAACACCAAUUUCAAUGUAAAGUGGGGGGUAUUUUGCACAUGUUUUAUUCUACCUCAGACAAUGGCCUACUGUGAUAUUCUCUGAAACAAGUUAAUACUGUGAAAAACUCCUGAUAUGUUGAAAGAAGUUGAGAUAUGUCACUUCCCCCAAGCCAUUGCAGGCAGUCAUGCGAACAGCCAGCAAUCUCUGUGUGUGUCAACACAGUUUAUAACGAGGGAAAUUCAGCUUCCACCAGCUUUAGCACAUAGAAAAAGAUGUAACAGAUAUUUAUGUAAUACAGUAAUAUAUAUAUAUAAUGCCGUAUAAAAAAUAUGAAGUUGUAUCAGCAAUGGCCAGAGUCCAUUUGGUUCCUCACAGGGAGGCGCUGUAUGGUCUUCAUGUGCUGAGGGAUGAAGCUGGACAGAGACAGCAGCCUGUCACUGAACCAGCUUCUCUGCCUAAAAGGUGUCGCGUAGAGAUUAGUGGACAUUGUCCACGAUGCACUGAAGUAAAUUUUCCUUUACUCAUUUCUAGACUUUCCGUUAGCUUAUAUUAAAGAAUUUGGCUUUAACUUUGUUGCUUGCGUGUGUUGCUAUUAUUGCCUUAUCUAUGAACAACAUUGAAAAUUAAGAAUGGCUUUAAUGUGUACUGAAGCAAUACAGUAAUUUCCAUAGAAUUACCAGAUGCCUUAAAUGUCAUCUGCAGAGUCUUGGGAAAUUCUUUGGAGAAGGGCGAGCACACACAAAAAAAAAAAAAAAUACGUGACAGGUUUUUGGUCAGCGUUUCAUGCUCUGUGAAUGUGAAAAAAGGAAACAGUUGCAAAACAGGAAGAGGAACAGAGUUUUGUGCGCAACAAUAAACCUGCAAAUGUGA
Mugil cephalus (flathead mullet) is the source of this 3495-nucleotide messenger RNA. RefSeq names its product semaphorin-7A. Lineage: Eukaryota; Metazoa; Chordata; Actinopteri; Mugiliformes; Mugilidae. The transcript is spliced from 14 exons. The record is from RefSeq and is a predicted model, not a curated record. Gene Ontology annotation, biological process: positive regulation of axon extension; negative regulation of axon extension involved in axon guidance; semaphorin-plexin signaling pathway. The coding region runs from base 72 to 1946 and encodes 624 amino acids. Gene Ontology annotation, molecular function: integrin binding; semaphorin receptor binding; chemorepellent activity.